Messenger RNA from Spodoptera frugiperda (fall armyworm), 2472 nucleotides. RefSeq names its product eukaryotic translation initiation factor 2A (gene eIF2A). Bases 139 to 1851 code for a protein of 570 amino acids. The transcript has 12 exons. Gene Ontology annotation, cellular component: cytosolic small ribosomal subunit. Gene Ontology annotation, molecular function: protein binding; translation initiation factor activity; ribosome binding. NCBI's taxonomy places the organism in Eukaryota, Metazoa, Arthropoda, Insecta, Lepidoptera, Noctuidae. The record is from RefSeq and is a predicted model, not a curated record. Gene Ontology annotation, biological process: translational initiation.
CUUUUUUUGUUAUUUAUCUGUGGCAAAUUAAACGUCUGCUGUCUGUUCUUCGUGCCGUGCGGCAAAUUGUGAAAAUAAAACAAAAUUUUAUCAUGUUGAGGUUUUAGAUAAUUUUCUAUAAAACACCUCGCAACAAACAUGAGUACUCCUUAUAUUGCUGGUCUGACCACCAAAAAUAUAUUCUUAGUAGACUUCAAAGAGCCGUAUGCAGAGACAAAUUUAAGGGAUGAAACCACUACAAACAUACGUGGUAUUAUAUUUAGUCCUAAAGGAACAUAUUUAGCGUAUAGAACUGAUAAGAAAGUUGAGAUUGUAAGAUGUUCCGACUGGUCAGUAACUGCAACUAUAAAUGGAAAUGUCAAAGAAAUGUUUUUUUCACCCCUGGACAACUACUUUACUAUCUGGGAAAUGUUCAUUAUGACAAAAGAAAACCCUCAGGGCAAGCCUAACCUCCAUGUGUAUAAAUCAGCUGAUGGCCAACUCGUAGGCAGCUUCAUACAAAAAAAUCAAACUGGAUGGGAACCAAAAUGGACAUCAGAUGAGAAGCUGUUUGCUGUGCAGAUGAACAACAGAGUGUUGAUCUAUGAAGAUGGUGUACUGGACAGAUUUGUACAACAAAUGCAGGCGGAGAAACUGAAGUGUUUCAGUGUCUCCCCUAGCGCCGCUCCUGUGUAUUAUUUUUCUGCAUUUACUUUAGGUAAAGCAGGCCAGCCAUCAUUUUGGCGUGUAUUCAAAUACCCUGAGUUUGAUCAGGCCCAGGCUGUGGUCAGCCGGUCCUCGUUCCAGGCUGACAAAGCUACAUUUUACUGGAAUCGGCGUGGUACCAAUGUUUUCGCGAUGACGCAAACUGAUGUGGACAAAACAGGUGGUUCUUACUAUGGAAAGCAAUCACUUUCUUAUGGAGAUGUUAAAGGCAAUUCUGAAAAUGUGACAUUCAGUAAGGAGGGUCCGAUACACUCCAUAGCGUGGAACCCGGGCAACUCUAACGAAUGGAUGGCGGUGUAUGGACACGCGCCCGCUAAAGCUACGCUCUUCAAUGUUAAGUGCGAACCUCUGUUCGAAUUCGGCACGGGAUCUUGGAACUCCAUAUACUUCCCUCCUGAAGGAAAUCGCGUGCUGUUGGGUGGCUUCGGUAACAUAGCGUCUGGCCACAUUGAGGUGUGGGAGCUCCGCGGGUACAAGAAGGUGGGGUCCUGCGCGGCCCCCGACACCACCAGCCUCAUGUGGGACCCCCGCGCCGAGACCUUCGUCACCGCCACCACCUACCCCAGGCUUACUGUCGGCAAUGGUUACAAGAUCUGGCACUACACCUGCGCUCUAAUGCACAAGCGCCAGUGUGCUGAGAAGGAGAACCUCUUGGCUAUCAGCUGGCAGCCAGGCAACUUCCCAAAGAGUGAGCUCUCUAAGAUAGUGCCCAAGUCCAUUGAAGACGCCACGCCGAAGCCAGUGGCUGCGUACAGGCCGCCCGGCGCUAAGAACAGACCUUCGACCUUCACGUUACAUGAGCAGGAGAAGCCACAUAGACCUGGAGAAACGCCUAGUGCGGCACCAUCGAAGCAGGCGAUCAAGCAGAAAGAAAAACGUGAGGCUCGUAAGGCGCGCAAGGCUGAAGAAAAAGCUAGCGGAGACACCACUUCCCCUCCCGCCCCUGCCACCACUCCCCGCGCACCGUUCAUCUCUACAGGAGACCCCGAAAAGGACAAGAAGAUAAAAAAUCUCAACAAGAAAUUGAGCGACAUAGAGAAGUUGAAGCAACAAAAAGCGGCCGGGAAGCAGUUGGAACUGAACCAACUGGCGAAGAUCGAGCAGGAGGCUGCGCUGCUGCAGGAACUCGCUCAGCUUCGGUUAUGAUCGGCCCCGCUCGUCAAACACGGACCCGAUUACGAACAGAACACCUCCAGUCUAGUGUUAAGGACAGCUCUAUACUUGAUCCAGUCUAGUGGGACAGGUGACCUACAUACAUACAGUUAUCAAACAAACGUAUUUGUUGACAAUCGCAAAGAUAUUUUGUAUAAUAAACCUGUUCCACGAGAAUGUUUCAUUGAUUGUUAAUUUAAUAAAAAGACUUAUGAGAUAAGCUAUAAAUACGACGUGUAAACGCACGUCAUAACUAUUGAAAUAUAUGCGUUUUGUGUUACUAUUUUUGUAUUAAAUAAUGCUGCGUUGAAUCGUUUGCAUAAUAUAAGAUUUGAAUGAAGUGUAUCUAUUUACUUACGUAUGUAAACCGGACUGAUACCUCAAUGUACCGAAUAUUAUUGUUCCGACUGUCCGCGAGUGCAGUCACGUACAAAAGCUAUAUUUUUCACUUAAAUCUGUUAAUAAAUUAUAAGAAGUAUCUAAUACAUUUAUUUUGACAUGUUGAAAGCUAUAAGAUAAGUGUUCAGUGACAUCAAUACAAGUGAUUGUUGAUUUGUUAUACGUAUAAACAUUAGUUUUGAAUAAAAACAUCAAUCUGGUUACUAUAUUUUGUAA